GGCUGGGGUGCCGGCUCAAGCUUGCGGCCAGCCCAAGAAGCGGCAAUCCGCGCGGUGCUCGAGCGGCGAGACUCACUCAUCGUGCAGAGCACAGGCUUCGGCAAGUCGCUCUGCUUCCAGCUCCCUGCCGCGGCGUCGCCGGGUGUCACCGUCGCCAUCACUCCUCUCGUCGCCCUGGCUGCUGACCAGCUCCGCGAGUGCGGUGAGCGAGGCAUCUCUGCGGCGUCGUGGUCGGCGUCGCUCGACGCGGCGGCCCGAGACGCUCUGGCGGCGGACCUGGAGGAGGAGGCGCCCGACACCAAGCUGCUCUACCUGACGCCCGAAGGGCUGCAGACGCCGCGCGUCAAGGAGAUGCUGCGCAGCCUCCACGGGCGGGGCCUGCUCGCUGCAUUCGCGGUCGACGAGGCGCACUGCGUCAGCCAGUGGGGGCACGACUUCCGACCGAGCUACCUCGAGAUUGGCGCCAUCCGCAGCCAGCUGCCCGGCGUCCCCUUCCAAGCGCUGACGGCGACGGCGACAGACAAGGUCCGCGCGGACGUGUGCCGCUCGCUCCGCCUGGCGGACGAGGUGCGGGUCAUUGGCUCGGUGGACCGGCGCAACCUCUUCUGGAGCGUCGCGAGCGGCUUCGUGAGCGACGAGGACGAGCUGGAGGACCUCUACGAGUGGCUGUGCGACCACGAGGGCAGCGGGAUCAUCUACUGCGCGUCGCGCAAGGGGUGCGAGACCCUCGCGACGACCCUCUCGGAGGCAGGGGUAGACGCCUCCGCCUACCACGCCGGCCUCCCGCGCGAGGCGCGCGAGCGGCUGCAGCUCGACUUCCUCGACGGGACUGCGCGUGUGCUCGUCGCGACCAUCGCCUUUGGCCUCGGCGUCAACAAGCCGGACGUGCGCUGGGUCCUGCACUGGGACCUGCCAAAGAGCCUCGCCGCGUUGGUGCAGGAGGCGGGCCGCGGAGGCAGGGACGGCGCGCCGGCC
Molecule: messenger RNA, 975 nt
Organism: Emiliania huxleyi CCMP1516
Lineage: Eukaryota; Haptophyta; Isochrysidales; Noelaerhabdaceae
Exons: 1
Biological process (GO): double-strand break repair via homologous recombination
Cellular component (GO): cytoplasm; chromosome
Molecular function (GO): four-way junction helicase activity; nucleic acid binding; 3'-5' DNA helicase activity
Source: RefSeq, a predicted model, not a curated record